Canariomyces notabilis is the source of this 1536-nucleotide messenger RNA. RefSeq names its product alpha/beta-hydrolase. The record is from RefSeq and is a predicted model, not a curated record. NCBI's taxonomy places the organism in Eukaryota, Fungi, Ascomycota, Sordariomycetes, Sordariales, Chaetomiaceae. Bases 1 to 1536 code for a protein of 511 amino acids. The transcript has 4 exons.
AUGCUAGCGACAGCAUGCGUGAGCUUUGCUCUGGUGGCUCCAUGUCUGGCAGACGAAUUUCAGACACCUCUAGACUCCCAUGCAGACUCGGGAUUGCAAUGGAAGGAGUGCGGUGAGGUCAAUAAUCACACUCUCCAAUGUUCUCAAUUGAAUGUCCCAAUGGAUCAUUUCAACCCGUCGUCCGAAAAGACCUUUUCGAUCCCCGUCAUCAGAAUGCUCGCCAAGAACGCAUCUGCCACUGGAGAUAGGCACAUCUUUCUGAAUCCCGGGGGCCCUGGAGCCAGUGGAGUGGGCUUUCUUCGGGGAUCUGCCUCGCAUCUGAAUAAACUCGUCGGGGAAGGCUUGCACUUACUGAGUUUUGAUCCUCGUGGUGUACGCGGAUCGACACCGCCAGCCGUAUGCUACGCGAGCAAUGCCCAGCGUGCUGCCGCGUUUGCCAGCAACCCCUGGGAUUUUGAGUACCAAGCUGGCGAGAUGUACACCAGGGCCGAGAAUAAAGCAAAGGCCUGUGUAGACAUGAUGGGCGAGUAUGGGAAAUACAUAAACACUCCUCAGACAGCUUCUGAUAUGACCUCUAUCCUCGACGCUAUCGGGCAGCAGAAGAUGUACUACUGGGGCCUUAGUUAUGGAACCAUACUCGGUCAGACAUAUGCGCAAAUGUUCCCAGAACGGAUCUCGCGAAUGGUAAUCGACGGCGUUAGUAACUUGAAUGAUUGGUACAACUCCUUCCACUUCGACGAGUCGUUUAUCGACACGGACAAGACUUUUACCGGCUUUAUCGAAGAGUGCUUCAAAGCCAGAGAAGCUUGUCCGUUGUAUUCAAUCCGAGGAGGGCAUUUCCGGUCGGCUGGCCAGCUUCAGUCCUAUAUCGACGACUUUCUACGCAGGCUAGAAGAAGAGCCCAUUCCCGUUUACUUGAACAGCACCAACUACGGGGCCAUUACCCGACGGAGUCUAGUGACCAACGGGAUAUUCUUCGCCCUGUACAAGCCAAAGACCUGGCCCCUUCUUGCACAGAACCUGGCUGACCUUCUCAACGGCAACUCAACCCCUGCUUACAACGCAUACUCCGAGUCAUGGCUCACGGAUUUCCUGGUGGACGACUCACCUACCUUUGUUGUCAUGAACGAUAACCGGAAAUCUGGGCCGGACGCCCCAGUUCACGGCAUCAAGCCGGUCCGCAAUCAUACCCUCUCCAGUCCGGAAAGGUCGGUGUUGAUAUCGAGAUAUCAAGGAUCUGACAUCUACGAUCGGGCCUCCUGGUCGAUUCCAACUACCCAUGACUUCCACCCUCGAUACCGCCCUGAAUUUCCCCGGACAAAGACCGCUGAGCCAAUACUCGUCCUAUCGACGACGUGGGAUCCUGUGUGCCCAUUGGCAUCCGCCAAGGAAGCUCAGGAUAGCUUUGAAGGGGCUCGCCUCUUGGAGCAGAAAUCGUACGGCCACUGUACCCUCAGUAUGCCUUCGCUCUGCACUGUAGGAUAUUUGAGGCGGUAUUUCAAUGAGGGAAUACUCCCUGAAGCUGGAGCGACGUAG